CUCAAUUCAAAACUUUGUGUUGCAGAGAGAAAGAAGAAGAAGACGAAGAAGAAGAAGAAGAAGAAGACGACGAUGGAGGGGCUAAUUCCGCUGGUAUACAAAGCAAUAGUGCAGUACAGAAACGGAAGCCAGGGAUCGCCUUCAACUUCUUACAUGCGACUGCCUGGUGAUUCAGGUCGUUUUCAAACAUCUGAUUUUCAGCUUUUUCCUUCUAAUAAUCCUCCACCUUCUACAACAGCAGCAACUGCAGGUGCUCAGAUUAUGGUGUCAACGGGAGUUCAAUCUCCUGUUUAUCGAUUCAAUACUCGUCGAGUUAUUGCCUGAUGAUUAAUGUUUUCAAUUUUAAUGGCGAUGAAAGCUUGGGGAAGAUCAAGCUAGAAAAGAAAAUGUUUCAAUCUAGCAGCGAGGAGGAAAAACCUAAAGGGGUUUUUUCUCUGUUAGCUUUAUGUGCUUGCUGUUGUUCUGAUCUGUGACAAACAUGUAAAUAUAUUAUACUAUUUGGUUUGUGUAAUAUCAUCUCUGUUUUUUUUUUUCUCCAUCUUCGUAAUUAUUAUUGAUCCAAAAACCCCAAAUAUCAAAUAAAUUCUCAUCUAAA
Molecule: messenger RNA, 595 nt
Organism: Carica papaya (papaya)
Lineage: Eukaryota; Viridiplantae; Streptophyta; Magnoliopsida; Brassicales; Caricaceae
Source: RefSeq, a predicted model, not a curated record